Messenger RNA from Scleropages formosus (Asian bonytongue), 7479 nucleotides. RefSeq lists its product as uncharacterized. The coding region runs from base 22 to 7254 and encodes 2410 amino acids. The transcript has 39 exons. Gene Ontology annotation, biological process: cell migration; regulation of Arp2/3 complex-mediated actin nucleation. NCBI's taxonomy places the organism in Eukaryota, Metazoa, Chordata, Actinopteri, Osteoglossiformes, Osteoglossidae. Gene Ontology annotation, cellular component: plasma membrane; lamellipodium. The record is from RefSeq and is a predicted model, not a curated record.
GAGGGAGGAGGGUGAAGAGACAUGGCCUCUAAAGAGAUCACCGCAUGUUCCUUCAUCACUGUGAGCAGGGAAAUCACAGAGAGCCUCCGGAGGAUUAUUGAUAAAUCUACAAUCAAGUUCGUACGCGGCAUCAAGCUGGACACCAAGAGUGGCAAAUCGGAGGACAGAAUACUGGUUCUCACGACAUGGCGACUCUACCUGCUAACCGCCAAGGUGCCCACGAAGGUGGAGGUGACGUUCAACUUCCUAGAGAUUCGCGCCAUGAACAGUUUCCCCGAGCAUCAGGUUGUCAUAGAGACGGACAGGUCGAGCUACUCCCUGCGGCUCCAGACGCGUGAUCACCACGACCACGUGGUCAACUACAUCAGCUUCGCCCUGUCGCGCAUCUUCAACAACUCGGCAUUUGCUCCCUCCUUUUGUCGAUCGGAAGCGGAUCCUUCAGACGGGAGCCGUAAAUAUUCCCCGAGCUCAGAAACAUCUGUGGAGACGCAGAGGGCCUGCGGGGGAUUUUCAGAGACGUACACGGCUCUCUGUGACUACAAUGGCAUCAGCUGCAAGGAAGAAGUACAGUGGGAUGUAGACACCAUCUAUCACUCUCAGGACAACCGAGAGUUCAGCUUGCUGGACUUCAGCCACUUAGAAACAAGAGACCUUGCCGUGAUCGUCGCCUCCAUGGCGUACAACACUUGGUUCACCAAACUCUACUGCAAGGACAUGCGUAUAGGCUCAGAGGUAGUCGAACAAAUACUCCACACCCUCAGCAAGUCAAGCAGCCUGGAGGAACUCACUCUGGAGAACGUAGGUCUCAAAUCGGACUUUCCUCAGAAGCUUUCCGUCGCUCUCUCCGAGAACCCAGCAUCCGGAAUCCACUCCGUCAACCUGGCUCACAACACCCUGGACAACCAAGGAGUGUCCAACCUCAUUCAGCAGGUGUGUCGUCUCAGCAAAGGCCUUCGUCUCCUCAACCUUUCCAAGACGUCCCUGUCCUCCAAGGGCGUGGUGUCUCUCUCGCAGGCGCUCUGCUCCACGGAUGAGUACUCCAACUCCCUUCUCCACCUGGACCUCAGCAAGAACCCUGGCGUGUUGUCGGGGGAGGACGCCUCGAACCUGUAUCACUUCCUGUCCCAACCCAACUGCUUGGUCCAUUUGGACCUGUCCGCCACGGACUGCGUUGUCGACUCGUUGUUUGGGCCGCUUCUCCAAGGCUGCUGUGCUGAUCUGUCCUACCUAAACCUGUCCAGGAACUCCUUCUCGCACAGGAAAGCAAAGGAGUCUCUACCGCUCUUCCGACAGUUCUUCAGCUCGGCGUUCAGCCUCACCCAUGUCAGCUUGGCCUCCAUGAAGCUGCCCCCCGAGGCCCUUCGGGCUCUGUUACUUGGCCUGUCGUCGAACCCCCAUAUUAACGACCUGCACCUGGACAUCAGCAGCUGCGAGCUCAGAUCACCAGGGGCAGCGGUCAUACAGGAACUGUUCCCCCGGGUCUCCUCCAUCGCCACGCUGGACGUGUCUGACAACGGGCUGGACACCGACCUGCUCUCCAUCAUCCCAGCCCUGUCCCGACACCCCUCCCUGAAACACCUCUUUCUGGGCAAGAACUUCAACAUCAAGAGCAGGGUCCUGGAUGAGGUCCUGCAGAAUCUCGUCCAGCUCAUUCAGGAAGAAGAGUGUGGGCUUCAGUCCCUUUCGCUUGCAGACUCCCGUCUGCGCUCGCGAGGCACGGUGCUGGUGAACGCCCUUGGCAGCAACACCUGCUUGCGUAAGGUGGACCUCAGCGGGAACAGCCUGGAGGAUCUUGGGGCCAAAAUGCUGGGCAAGGCACUACAAAUCAACACCACGCUCAGGAGUGUGACAUGGGAUCGUAAUAAUACCACAUCGACAGGAUUUUUGGAUAUCGCCCGAGCCUUGGAUCACAACUUCACCCUUCAGUACAUGCCCCUCCCACUCAGUGAUGCCACCCAGGCGUACCGCAACAAUCCCGAAAAGACAGAGCAGGCUCUGACCAAGAUCCAGCGAGCACUGCUCAGGAACAACCAGACCCAGCGCUUCUCCCAGCGUCAGGCGCUCCGUCUCCACCAAGGCCUGGUCACCAGCACGGCCGAGCAGGUGAUGGAGCGUCUCUGUGUGCGAGUGCAGCAGCAGCUGUCCGUACUACGGGGAGCAGGGCAGGGGGAAGAGCUUCAGGCCGCCAAACAAGUGCUGAAAGAAGCCCGUAAUUCUCGUGCGCUCUACCCAUCUCUCUGUGAACUGGCUCAUGUUCUGUCAGUGGACGGGCCAGUCAGACAGAGACUAGAUUCCCUGGCUGGGGAGUUAGCCAAGGCAGCUGACAAAGAACUACAGGUGAUUGUGGACUCCAUGGUGUCCCUCUGCCGAGAGCUGUGUCCUCUGUCGUCCAGCACCGCGGAGCGACUGACCCCGCCCCUUUCUUCCGUCACCGAGCGCGUGUCCGUGCCUCGCUGUGCCAUCCGCAGCGCGCUGAUGGAGAGAGCAGCACUGGACAUUCACCGAGCAAUGGAGGAGGUCAAGCUGUCGGUCGUCUCCUAUCUCACCAACUCCAUUGUGGAUCAGAUCCUUCAGGAACUUUACUCCAUGCACAAGUCCUUGACCCAUCAGGUGGCUCAGGUGAAGCACUGGGAGGACGAUGGCGACGGAGGAACAGGUUCAGGGUCUCACCGACACCGGGAUUCCCUGGAAAUGACAGAUGAGGAACUGGCUGCCAGCAUUGACACACUGGCGAUUAAGAAGCGAAGUGGAAGGACGAGAAGAAUUCGUCCUGUCUCCACCAGACUGAGCCUUUGUGAUGAUUCCAGCUCUUCAACACCACCCUCAGCACCGCCUCUCUCAUCUCCCCUAUCCCGCUCGGCAUCGUGGGAGUGUCUCUCCACCCUGCCUACCCAAGGCGCACCGCUGCAUCACGUGACCCGCGUCAGACCGAGGCCCCCGAGGAGGCAUCGCGGAGGACAUGCGUCUCUCUACUCACACUGCACUGAGAACGGAGUAGUGACACCGAUUGACGAUGGACUUCCAGAUUUUUACACAAAGAGAGUUCUGCCUGACAGUCAGCUGUCAUCCCUUCACAAAGCCCAGUCGCUCCGCAGGAAGAAAAGACGCAACAUGUUGGCCAUCUUCAGUUUCCGGAGGAACCGUCACUCGACGCUGUCCAAUCAGGGCACGGAAACUGGCGGAUGGGGAGGAGCCUGUGGAGACGAAUGUCGGACAGUGGCCACAGCACCCACUGGCACUGCCACUGAAAAUGUCUACACGCUGCUGCAGCCCCCGAGGAUUCCUGGGAGGGCCGAUUCUCCCGGAGAGGGGGCUGAGAAGCGGGUAGAAAAACAGAGAGAGACGGAGCAGGUGGGGCAGACAGAGGUUCAGUCCCCGCAGGACGUAAGGCUUGGUUUAGAGGGAAAACCCUCCAGUCUCUCAUCAAGACAGAUGUCAGAAGCAGCUCGGGAGACAGACAGACAGACCCACAGGCAAACACUGGUGGAUCCUGCAGCGGACCGAGAUUCGGAGACGGAGAGGCAGACUCACGGACAAAAAGUCCUCGAGCUGACAAUAGACAGCCAGGCCCGAAUGGAGAGACAGACACCUACACAGACGGGGACGGCGCCGACAAUGAACAGACAGCCAGGAACAGAGAGAUGGACACCUAAACAGGCAGCGAUGGAUGGAGAAAGACAGGGAAGGGGAGCAGCAGAUAUAUCAGCAGACAGAAAGGCAGUCUCAGAGAGGCAGACGCACAGAGAGACAGGAGUGACCCCAACAGUGGAUGGACAGUCAGAAUCAGAGAGACUGACACACAGACCCUCAGAGGCAGACUCAACAUUAGACAGAGAGACAGGAGCAAUGAGACAGGCACACAGGCUUGUGGACUCAGAUCUAAUGAUCGACAGACAGUCUGGUUUGGAGAGACAGACAUACAGAGAGACAGGGGUGACCCCGACGAUGGACAGACCAUCCGUAACUGAAAGACAGACAUACAGACCAAUAGAGACACAACUAACGGUGGAUGGAGAAACCAGAACAGGGAGACAGGCACAUAGGCAAGUAGGGACAGAACUAACGAUAGACAGACAUACUGGUUCAGAAAGACAGAAACAUAGAGAACCAGAGGUGACCUCAACUAUGGACAGACCAUCAGUAACAGAGAGACAGACAUACAGACAGACAGAGACACAGCAAGCAAUGGACACAGAGGCAAGAGCAGGGAGACAGUCAUACAUGCAAGUGGAGACAGAACUAACAAUAGACAGACAUUCAGGUUUGGAGAGACAGACAUACAAGGAGACAGGGGUGACCCCAACGAUGGACAGACCAACAGUAACAGAGAGACAGAUGUACAGACAGAUAGAAAUGCAACCGACAAUGGACAGAGAGAGAGGAACAGCGAGACAGGCAUACCGACAAGCGGGGACAGAACAAACGAUAGACAGACAGUCUAGCUCCGAGAGACAUAUGUACAGAGAGACAGGGGUAACGCCAACAAUGGACAGACCAUCAGCAACAGAAAGACAGAUGUACAGGCAAUUGGAGGCACAGCAAACAGUGGACAGAGAGACGAGAGCAGCAAAACAGGCAUACAGACAAGUGGGGACAGAACUAACAAUAGACAGACAGUCUGGCUUGCAGAGACAGACGUAUAGGGAACCAGGGGUGACCCCAACAAUGGACAGACCUUUAGUAACAGAGCGACAGACAUAUAGACAGACAGAGACACAGCUAAAAAUGGAUCGGGAGGCAGGAAAGGGGAGACAGGCGUACAGGCACGUGGGAGCAGAUCCCGCAACUGACAGACAGAUUGGUUUGGAGAGACAAAUACAUAGAGAGGCAGUUGUGUCCCCAACAACAGACUGUCAACCAGAAGCUGUGAGACAGAUAUAUAGACCAACAGAAACACAGCAGACAGUAAACUAUGAGACAGGGACAGGGAAUCAGUCAUGCAGACAUAUUAUGGCAGAACUGACAAUAGACAGACAGUCUGGACUGGAGAGACAGACACAUAGAGAGGUAGUGCUGUCCCCAACAAUGGACAGACACCUUGAAACUGAGAGACAGAUGGGGGCAGAACUAGCAAUAGACAGGCAGCGUGGUUUGGAAAGACACAUGUUUAGAGAAGCAGGAGUGUCCCCAACUAUAGCCAAGCACCCAGGAGCAGAGAUACAGGCACAUGGUCAGCUUGUGGUGGAGCCAACAGUGGACAGAGAAACAGGAUCGGAGAGACAGGCAUACAGACAAGCAGUGGCACAAAUAGCAAUGGACAGGCAAUCUGGUACCGAACGACAGCUAUAUAAAGAGGCAGGAAAUAUUCCAACGAUGGACAGACAGACAGAAAGACAAAUAUAUCGACAGACAGAAAAGGACUCAGCAGUCGACAGGCAGCCAGCAAUGGAGACACAAACACACAGACAUGCUGGAAUGGUGAGACAGAUGCAAAGACAGGCUGGAAGAGAGCCAGCACUGGACAGACAAACACACUCACAGAGUGGAGGAGAUCCUGUGGACGGACAAACACAUAGACUGGCAGGAGGAAAUAUGAGUAUGGACAGACAGGGGCAUACGCAGACAGGAGACCAAAUGGACAGGCAGAUACAUAAAGAAAGUGAAGGAGAUCAAGCAAUGGACAGACAUACAUAUAAACAUGCUGGAGGAGAUCCAACAAUUGACACACAGACAUACAGACAAAUAGGGACAGACUCAGCAGUGGACAAAGAGACAUUUAGGCAGACUGGAAGAGACCCAACAAUGGACAGGCAGCCAUACAGAAAGGCUGCAGGAGACACAACAACCGACAGACUAUCAUACAGACAGAUAACAGGAGACCCAACAAUGGACAGGCAGAAAUAUAGACAGGUUGGAGGAGACCCAACAACGGACAGGCAGGUACAUAGACAGGCCAGAGGAGACCCAACAAUGGACAGGCAGGUACACAGACAGGCUGGGGGAGACCCAGUGGACAGACAGACAUAUAGACAGACCGGGGGAGACACAACAAUGGACAGACAGGUGCAUAGACAGGCUGGAGGAGACCCAAUGAUGGACAGACAGGUACACAGACAGGCCGGAGGAGACCCAGUGGACAGACAGACAUAUAGACAGACCGGUGCACUGUUAACAUUUGACAGGCAAAUAAGAAGUGAGAGACAAACCCAAAGACAGACAGUGGUGAACCAAGCAAUGGACAGACAGGGAGGAACAGACACACAGAGAGACAGACGAAUUGGGGAAUUCAUGCCAGUAGACAGGCAGUCCAGCAGGGUGCCACAGGGACUAUACUGCCAGGUUGAGAGACACUCGGUGUCUAGUGGACUCAGCGACAGACAGGCCGGAUCGAGCACUUUGGACAGGCAUUCGGAAAGACGGAUGGUUCCAGUCACGCAGGUGGACAGACAAAAAGAUUCCGUGCAGACAGAUGGACAACCAGUGUGGGAUGCACAUGCUUACAGGCGCACAGCAUCGGAAAAUCAGGGCGACAGACAGACGGCGCCGGACACACAGACGUACAGACGGGCCAUGUCCCUCCGGCUGAGGGAGCAGCAGGCUGCGUCUGAGACAGUCACAGUGGCCUUCACCCAGAGGGGCAGACAGGACGAUGCCCCUCUCUUAGCGGAAAGAAGACGGGUGGGAGGAGAUGUGGACAGGCUUGUCCACUAUGGGAGAAAACCAGACCCUCCCCCUCAGAGCAGCAAGCCCACCCUGGCCAAGUUGAGACAGAGACACCUGCAGGAGACAUCUGGUGUGGAGGACGUGAAUGCGAACGGAGACAGGGACGCGCAGAGGAAGCAAACGAAAGAGAGACUCGAAGCGGCGGAGAGCGGCAAGGAAACAGAGGUGCGGCCGCCUCCCCUCCCGGAAAAGCCAGUCAAUGUCCCCGCGCCCGAGAUGUCCAAUGAGAAAAGGGUCCCGCCCCCUUCUGGCAAGACUGGCUUGAGAUCUGAAGUGCCAGUCCCUCAAGGUGAAGAGGCAGUUAGACCCCCAGUGCCAGUGAAGCCCCAGCGAAGCAAGAAGCCUCUCUCUUCUGACAAAGGCCUGGACCGGGACACCCCCGGUAACACGGAGAGGCCCUCGAACCGCAAACCGCCUGUGAAAAAGCCCAGACUCCCCCAGAACAGAACCAAAUCCCAGGAGCUCCUUGGUAUUGCACAUGCACCCGCGCGCGCGUGUGUGUGUGUGUGUGUGUGUGUGUGCGCGCGUGUGUGUGCGUGCCUGUGCGUAUGUGUGUGUAUCUGUGUUCAUGCAGCAGCUCAACCAUUGUGACCGAGCAGAACGCAGCAACCGCAGCCCUUACGCUCCCUUUGCCUUCCCCCCUUCCCCAGACGGCGAACAUGCGGCGUCGAGCGGCAGCACGCCUCCGUGACCACCAGCAGGACUCACCUGGCAGGGGAUCGGGGUUGCCGGGACAACUCUGGAACAUUCAAUCCAACGGAAAAAAGGGAUAAGGAGCAGAAAUGGAUGGUGGGGUGUGGGGUGUUGGGUGUUGGG